UCUCCGAGGGGCGGCGAUAGUAAUUGAAGAAUCGAAUUCCUUUGCGGAGGAGGACCCAUUUGCGGCGACUCGUCGGGCCGCAGCCGGGCGGAGCUUUUUUGGCUCAACGAGAACGACGGCGAAGAGAGGAUUCAACUUUCCCAUCUCCAAUACGACUCCUUUUUCUUCUCGCUUUUCGAUUCCCAUUAUCCCAAACGAAGAGUCUCGCUACAAAUCGGCUUGACUUCCUCCUCUGGCCAUGCGACUCUGGUUUGCCGAGAUCUGCCUCUACACAGAGGGUUCUUUUGCUGAUUCUUGCCCUCGAAACGCUGCCAAUUCUUGCGGGUUUUUGAUCCAUUUCUCCGAUGGCCGCCGAUUCUCACGUCCCUACUCCCAGGGGUCUUCUCUGUAAUGCCGGAGCUGGUGCUGCUGCUGGAGUUCUGGCUGCUACGUUUGUGUGCCCUUUGGAUGUUAUCAAGACUAGAUUUCAGGUCCAUGGACUGCCAAAGAUUGGUAAAGGGAGUCUUAUAGUUGGUAGUUUGCAAGACAUUUUUCAUAAGGAGGGGCUACGUGGAAUGUAUCGGGGACUCUCGCCUACCGUGCUUGCAUUACUUCCUAACUGGGCUGUUUAUUUCACAAUCUAUGGUCAGCUUAAAAUCUUUCUUGGCUCUGAUGAUGAGAGUCAUCAGCUUUCAGUAGGUGCCAAUAUGAUGGCUGCUGCUGGUGCUGGGGCUGCUACAACUAUUGCAACUAAUCCUCUUUGGGUAGUUAAGACAAGACUUCAGACGCAGGGAAUGAAAUCUGGUGUGCUACCUUAUAGAAAUACAGUGUCUGCCUUGAGAAGAAUAGCCUUUGAAGAAGGAAUCCGUGGGUUGUACAGCGGUCUUGUGCCUGCUUUGGCUGGUGUUAGUCAUGUCGCGAUCCAGUUUCCAACAUACGAGAAAAUAAAAUGUUAUUUGGCUAGAAAAGAUAACACAACGAUGGAUAAACUUAGCGCACGUGAUGUUGCGGUUGCCUCAUCUGUCUCCAAGAUAUUUGCUUCCACGUUGACCUAUCCACAUGAGGUGGUGCGUUCCAGGCUCCAGGCACAGGGGUUUCACUCGGAGAAGCGCUAUUCUGGCGUAAUCGACUGCGCAAAGAAAGUAUUUCAGCAAGAUGGCCUCCCCGGUUUCUAUCGCGGGUGUGCAACCAACCUUCUUAGGACGACACCUGCAGCAGUUAUCACAUUUACCAGCUUUGAAAUGAUUCACCGGUUUCUUGUCAACAUGUAUCCUCCCGAUCCACAGGCGCACACAUUAUGAAGACAAGUAAAUGUUCACUCGACACUGCACAAACUAAUCGGCCCGACUCAUUCACAAUUUUUUGGGUACACACUAAUUGCCCCAUCCUCCCUCCCUCCCCUCUGUAGCUUGUAGACAACUGAACACAUUGUUGCCUCCCUCACAGUUAGCUUCAUCAAUGUCAUGAAGUGUCCUUUCUUGUGAGAGGCAAUAUCUCAUUUUUGUUUCCCUUUUUACAGAAGCUGAUGAUGAUGAUAAAUGAUAAUGUGAUACAUUCUUUUCUUU
This is a messenger RNA of Momordica charantia (bitter melon), 1544 nucleotides long. It is a transcript of the gene NDT1, whose product is annotated as NAD+ transporter 1. Lineage: Eukaryota; Viridiplantae; Streptophyta; Magnoliopsida; Cucurbitales; Cucurbitaceae. Gene Ontology annotation, biological process: nucleotide transport; transmembrane transport. The record is from RefSeq and is a predicted model, not a curated record.